Molecule: messenger RNA, 1377 nt
Organism: Corticium candelabrum
Lineage: Eukaryota; Metazoa; Porifera; Homoscleromorpha; Homosclerophorida; Plakinidae
Exons: 2
Coding region: 1-1377 (458 amino acids)
Source: RefSeq, a predicted model, not a curated record
AUGGCUGAUGACAGAGAAAACUGUCCGUUUCCGUCGUGUCAUGUGUCUGGAAAACUGCAGCGUCUUCUCUGUCAUGUUCGUCAAACUCAUGACUCAGAUGGCGUCCCCGCAGAGUUUGUCUCUCGUCUGAACCUACAUCGCUGUCAAGACUGUCGGCAGUGGUUUCUAAAGCUGAAUCAACAUUCUAACCAGUGUAGGAAAUCAGCAAGGUCUUCUCUGACCUCAAAGUCUUCACAACGGCCGUCGGGAGAUUCGAAUCCCCACCCCCGCCCCCCAGGUGCGGAAGCCUCCGAAGGUGCCGAAAGCAAUUCGGUUGUGACGCCCGCUGUCGUGAAUGCAAGAAGUCACUGUCCCAUCGUCUCAUCUCAGGUUCCUCCAAGUGUACACGUAUCAUGCACUGUGCCUUCACAGGCGUGGCAGUUUAUACGGGACCUUUCUGUGGAAACAAUUCUUCGGGCAUCGCCGCCACGAACAAUCAAUACUAUCAAAUCAGGUUCAAAAGCCUUGUUUCAGGAAUGCUGCCUAUAUGUUAUGCGCCAAAUAAGAGACAAUCCUUUGGAUGAGUCACCUUGGAAACUGUUCUUUUUGCUUCCAAGAAUGCUGCUGUCUCCCCUCUCUAGAGGUGGAAGAGCUAGUUCGAAACAAGUGAAGUCUCUUUACCAUCAGUUCCUAAAUUUUGAAUGGGGCAGUUUGGCUAAGUUUAAUGAGUCUCAGCCAUCUAAGACAACCGUAGACAAUCGAUUAGAGACACGAAAAGCAGCUUUGAGGCUAAUAAGGUGUGGAGAGCUUUCUCGAGCAUCUAGAGUUCUCAUGAGCUCAGGCCUGGCUCCUCCAACAUCUCAAACAGUCAAGAAGCUUUCUGAUAAACACCCUAAGAGCAAGAAAGAGAUUUCUCAGAGAAAAUGUACCAGUGACCAGAUAUCUUUGAGUAGGAGUCAACUCUUCAAAGCAAUUCAAAGUUCUCCAAACGGAUCAGGUACAGGGCCGUCAGGUUGGCGGUACGAACAUUUCCGUGUUCUACUUGAGAAUGAAGAGCUAGCUGAUUGCCUUUAUUUUGCUUGCUCUUGUAUCGCUCAGGGAAACUUACCUGAUCCAGUGACAUCACUUUUGUCAUCAUCACGUCUCAUCGCUUUACCAAAACCUAAUGGGGAUGUAAGGCCAAUUGCAAUAGGCGAAACCAUGCGGCGUCUCACUGCCAAAGCAAUGUGCAUGCAGAAAAGAAGUGAUUUUGCCAACUUUUUCCAUCCCCUACAGCAUGGUGUGGCUACUGACGGGGGUUUAGAGAUGCUUGUGCACCAUGUACAACUGCUUUUGGAGGAAGAAUGUGAUAGGAUCUUUACAGCAUCUGCUAGAGCAAGUGUCCUCAAGACACCCUGA